GAUUACAAUCCAACUGAUACGAUCCAGCUAUCCAAAGAUUACAAUCCAAUUGAUACGAUCCAGCUAUCCAAAGAUUACAAUCCAACUGAUACGAUCCAGCUACCUAAAGAUUACAAUCCAACUGAUACGAUCCAGCUAUCCAAAGAUUACAAUCCAACUGAUACGAUCCAGCUACCUAAAGAUUACAAUCCAACUGAUACAAUCCAGCUAUCCAAAGAUUACAAUCCAACUGAUACGAUCCAGCUAUCCAAAGAUUACAAUCCAACUGAUACGAUCCAGCUAUCCAAAGAUUACAAUCCAACUGAUACGAUCCAGCUAUCCAAAGAUUACAAUCCAACUGAUACGAUCCAGCUAUCCAAAGAUUACAAUCCAACUGAUACGAUCCAGCUAUCCAAAGAUUACAAUCCAACUGAUACGAUCCAGCUAUCCAAAGAUUACAAUCCAACUGAUACGAUCCAGCUAUCCAAAGAUUACAAUCCAACUGAUACGAUCCAGCUAUCCAAAGAUUACAAUCCAACUGAUACGAUCCAGCUAUCCAAAGAUUACAAUCCAACUGAUACGAUCCAGCUAUCCAAAGAUUACAAUCCAACUGAUACGAUCCAGCUAUCCAAAGAUUACAAUCCAACUGAUACGAUCCAGCUAUCCAAAGAUUACAAUCCAACUGAUACGAUCCAGCUAUCCAAAGAUUACAAUCCAACUCAUACGAUUCAGCUAUCUAAAGAUUAG
Messenger RNA from Lottia gigantea (owl limpet), 726 nucleotides. RefSeq lists its product as hypothetical. The transcript has a single exon. NCBI's taxonomy places the organism in Eukaryota, Metazoa, Mollusca, Gastropoda, Lottiidae. The annotation marks the transcript as partial. The record is from RefSeq and is a predicted model, not a curated record.